Drosophila pseudoobscura is the source of this 2331-nucleotide messenger RNA. RefSeq names its product Na[+]/H[+] hydrogen exchanger 1 (gene Nhe1). Gene Ontology annotation, molecular function: potassium:proton antiporter activity; sodium:proton antiporter activity. Lineage: Eukaryota; Metazoa; Arthropoda; Insecta; Diptera; Drosophilidae. Gene Ontology annotation, cellular component: membrane. The record is from RefSeq and is a predicted model, not a curated record. Gene Ontology annotation, biological process: regulation of intracellular pH; proton transmembrane transport; potassium ion transmembrane transport. Bases 148 to 2103 code for a protein of 651 amino acids. The transcript has 5 exons.
GCGAUAAUAUGGCAACGCUGCGAUAAAUUAUAUCUGAUAAACAGCUGUUACUGACGUGUUUUCGGUGUAAUGAAAGGAAAACAAAUUGUUGAAAUUGUUUAAUAUUAGUUAAAUGCGUGCGAUCCGCAUAUCACUGCAUCGCUUAAAAUGAAUCUUAGCCGCUGGUCACUGUUUUGGAAUGCAGCUGUAAUUUGUCUCGUACUGCAAACAGUAGCGGUGGACAUCAACGGGCAGGAAUCACCAAAUACAAUACUUAAAAAUUCUAGUACAGCAGAAAAUAGUAACGCCAGUCAUGUAAAUUCCUCACCCAGCAAUCCAUUGGUGAACGUCCCAGUCUCGACUGUUUCUCCCAUCAAUGGGAGCACCACAAGGAAGGGAAACACCUCUACUCUAGUCACGGAACCUCCGCUCAUUGAUUCUCAUGCUGUUGAGCAAGAACACAACUCCUCGCUGUCUUUAUUCUUUGUCAUUUGUGUAAUUAUGCUAGGUAUUCUACUGAUCCACUCAAUGCUUCAGACUGGCUUCCAAUAUCUGCCGGAGAGCAUUGUAGUGGUGUUCCUUGGCGCCUUUAUUGGACUUUCGUUGAACGUUAUGUCUGGCCAAAAUGGCAGCUGGAAGCGCGAAGAGGUGUUUUCUCCAAUGGGUUUCUUCCUUGUCCUCUUGCCGCCCAUUAUUUUUGAGUCCGGCUACAAUUUGCACAAAGGAAACUUUUUUCAAAACAUUGGCUCGAUUCUAGUCUUCGCAAUUUUUGGCACAACCAUAUCUGCUUUAGUCAUCGGAGCCGGAAUAUAUUUGCUUGGUCUUGCAGAGGUGGCAUUCCGGCUUAGCUUUUCAGAGUCUUUUGCCUUUGGAUCGCUCAUCUCAGCAGUUGACCCUGUCGCCACUGUGGCUAUUUUUCAUGCACUGGAUGUUGAUCCAAUACUUAACAUGUUGGUGUUUGGCGAGAGCAUUCUAAACGACGCAAUAUCGAUUGUUCUAACCGCUUCCAUCACACAAUCUGUCAACGCAAAUGCAGAGGCUAGCACGGGAGAGGCAAUCUUUAGUGCCCUAAAGACGUUCUGUGCCAUGUUCUUUGCUUCGGCCGGCAUCGGAGUCAUCUUCGCAUUGAUAUCGGCACUCUUACUUAAGCACAUUGACUUGCGGAAGCAUCCGUCCCUUGAGUUUGCCAUGAUGCUUAUGUUCACCUACGCUCCCUACGUUUUAGCCGAGGGAAUUCACUUAAGUGGAAUUAUGGCCAUACUGUUUUGUGGAAUCGUGAUGUCUCACUACACACAUUUCAACUUGUCUACGGUAACUCAAAUCACCAUGCAGCAAACAAUGAGGACCUUGGCUUUUAUAGCAGAAACUUGUGUGUUCGCCUAUCUGGGACUAGCGAUCUUUUCAUUCAAGCACCAAGUUGAGCUGUCUUUUGUUAUAUGGGCGAUCGUAUUGUGUCUUAUUGGACGAGCCUGCAACAUUUUUCCUCUCGCAUUUUUGGUUAACAAAUUCCGCGAGCACAAAAUCAACAACAAGAUGCAGUUUAUUAUGUGGUUUUCUGGCUUACGUGGAGCUAUUUCCUAUGCGUUAUCUUUGCACUUAAAUCUUGACAGCCAAGAGAAACGCCACGUUAUUAUUACAACCACGUUGAUAAUCGUGCUUUUCACAACCUUGGUUUUGGGUGGUUCUACCAUGCCGCUGCUAAAGUAUCUUAAGCCUGGAAAAAAACGAAGACCACGUGGAACUGUUCGCAACUCAUCGGAGGAGGCAGUGGGAGCGCGUCGCAGCAGCAACAGCCGCAAACGCUCAAAGUCUAUUUCCCUCUCGAAGACACGGGAGUGGGGUCAGGCGAUUGAUUCAGAGCACUUGUCCGAACUUACCGAAGAGGAGGAUGUCUCCUUUACCCAGGCUCGCAAUCGCUUUGGGCGCCUCGAUCGCAAGUACUUCAUUCCGUUUUUCACCCGUCGAUUCAACAGCCAGGAGCUGCAUGAGUGCAAGUCUCAGAUGGCGGACUUGACCAAUAAAUGGUACCAGGCGAUUCGUGUGAGUCCCUUAGAUUCGGAUGAGUCGGAUGAGGAGAUUGGAUUAGCGGCUAGCACCAGUCAGAGCCAUCUCACACGGUCGUAGAAUUAGAUGAUAGAUGGAACUCUGUGGCUGUGUUAAUACUUUGUGGCCAGUGUGAAGGAUCAUAUGUAUUUAUUUUUGUUGUUGAUAUAGAUCAAAUGUAGCCCGUUUUCUUUUUUAUGAACGCGAAAAUGUGGUGGUGGCGUACGUUAACUUGUUUAAUAUUUGUUUUCUUUAUGUUGUUUUUGGUGGAUAUAAAUCCUAAUAGAUUGUUUUUUGGGGUUGUCUUUA